UACCACCGCUUCACUAUGUCAGGUCUUGCGGCUUUGUAUACUUCUACUUUCGCACCAGGUUUCAGCAAUAAUGAGCGGCAAGCUGCUGCACGAGCUCUGCUUAGGCACGAUGCUCAUAUCGACGGUACCCACUACCAGACGAGGAGAGCGGGGGGUCUUCACCCAUCCUACCUCGGCUUCAAUCAGCCAACUGACGUGAACGAGGCAGAGCGGACCCUGACUCACAGCGAGCUGGGCGAGGCAGCCCUCCAGGAUGUCUUUGAUGCGAUCACUAUGCAAGACCGUCUUGAUGGUGGAAUAUCAAUUCUGAUUCGAUGCGCUGGCAGUGAAGCGACUCCGAAUAUCUCGCCCGAACAAUUUCCCAUCGAUGUCUAUAUCACGCCCCGCGAGCUGCAAGAAUCACAGCAGAGAAUUGGCGGAGAUGUUGCUGUCUUG
Suillus clintonianus is the source of this 435-nucleotide messenger RNA. RefSeq lists its product as uncharacterized. The transcript is spliced from 2 exons. The annotation marks the transcript as partial. NCBI's taxonomy places the organism in Eukaryota, Fungi, Basidiomycota, Agaricomycetes, Boletales, Suillaceae. The record is from RefSeq and is a predicted model, not a curated record.